Rotaria sp. Silwood2 is the source of this 1683-nucleotide messenger RNA. NCBI's taxonomy places the organism in Eukaryota, Metazoa, Rotifera, Eurotatoria, Philodinida, Philodinidae. The record is from the annotation of a GenBank genome assembly.
AUGCUUAACGCAUGUCAAGAACUAGUACAAUUAAUUCAAAAACAAGGUCGUAAAUGGCAAAAAGCUAUUCAAUUUGAACGUGACGCACGUAUACGUAUGGAGCGUAUGUGUGAAGAAGUUGCAUCACAAAGUGCUAAAUUAGAAAAAAGAAUGCACCGUGCAUCGCGUAAAGAUCAAAGUGCAAUAAAAACAUCUGAUAUACGUAACACUAAUGAAGAUAGUCUUUCAUCUGAUAGUGAUGAAUUUCAUGAUGCUGAAAGUGCUUUUCGUAUUCCACUUCAACAACACACAUCAAAUGAUGACAAUAAAUCCAAUAUUGUUGAUGAUGAUGUAAGUUCAUAUGGUGAUGACGAUGAUGAAAGUGAAUCAGAAGAACGAGAAGAAAAUUUACCUGUAGUUAUUGUAAAAAGAUCAAAAAAUACUGGUACAGCAAAUAAUAUUCCAUCAACAACACCAACGGUUAAAACUACAAAUAAUGUUCAAAGAACUACUACAUCAAAACGUAAACGUCGUGAUCGUAUUCCAGAACGUCCGAAUUAUAGUAUUAAUUUAUGGAGUAUAAUAAAAAAUUGUGUUGGAAAAGAUUUAUCAAAAAUUCCAAUACCAGUUAAUUUUAGUGAACCAUUGUCAAUGUUACAACGUAUAACUGAAGAACUUGAAUAUAGUUCUGUACUUGAUGCAGCAGCUAAAACAAAUAAUAAUUGGGAACAAUUAGCAUAUGUUGCUGCAUUUACAGUUUCAUCAUAUUCAACAACAGCAACACGAAUUAAUAAACCAUUUAAUCCAUUACUUGGUGAAACAUUUGAAUGUGAUAGAACAGAUGAUCUUGGAUGGAGAUCAAUGGCUGAACAAGUCAGUCAUCAUCCACCAGCUGUUGCAACACAUUCUGAAGGACAAGGAUGGACUUUAUAUCAAGAAUUUACAAUGGGAUCAAAAUUUCGGGGACAAUAUUUAAGUAUAACACCAUUAGGUUAUUCUCAUCUUAUAUUCAAAAAUACUGGUAAUCAUUUUACAUGGAAAAAAGUAACUACACUUGUUAAUAAUAUAAUUGUUGGUAAACUGUGGAUAGAUAAUGUUGGUGAAAUGGAUAUAAUUAAUCAUACAACAAAAGAUACAUGUAAAUUAAAAUAUUUUCAAUAUAGUUAUUUUUCAAAAGAUGUUCCACGUAAAGUAACCGGUGUUAUAACUGAUUCAAAUUCUCAAGCUCGAUGGGUAUUAUCUGGUACAUGGACAGAAAAAAUUGAAGGUGGUCCUGUUGAAUCAACAUCAGAUCAUAAUACACAUUCUCAUCAUAUGGAAACACAUAAUAUGAAAGUAUUAUGGCAACGUAAAAUGCCACCAGCAUAUAUGGAAAAAAUGUAUAAUUUUACUGAACUAGCUAUUGAAUUAAAUGAAGAUGAACCAGGUGUUGCACCAACUGAUUCUCGUCGUCGUCCAGAUCAACGUUUAAUGGAAGAAGGACGAUGGGAUGAAGCAAAUCAAGAAAAAUUACGUGUUGAAGAAAAACAACGGCAAACAAGAAAAAUCCGUGAAGUACAUGGAAGUGGAACCGAUUCAUAUAAACCAAAAUGGUUUAUUAAACAAUUUGAUUCCAUGACUAAUUCAGACGUGCAUGUAUUUACAAAUCAAUAUUGGGAAUCUAAAUUAAAACAAGAUUGGUCUAGAUGUGAUGAUAUAUUUUAA